UCUAAAAUCUAAAAUGGAGGAUACCAUUGGAGAAACAAGAAGGAAAGACUUUAUGAGGAUUCCACCUAAAAAUAUUGUUAGAGAACGAGAGUCAUAUAUGAUAUCUCUACGCAAGAAGAGAAGAGCAAAGAUAUACAAAGAAAAGAGACAAAUGAUGCCAGCAAAGCAUCAAACCCAUAAAGAGAGGGAGUUUAUUAAAGAUAACAAAGUCUUUGAUAACGUUGAAGGGUUUGAAGCAACUUUUGAACACCUUAAAGAAUUUAAAGCAGGUAAUUGAAGAGACCUUGAGAACAUCCAUCUUUACUUGACUCUUCUGAGUGAAUAUACUAUUGAUUUUGUUGAAGAGAAGUAAAGAUUUUGCAGAACUUUUCCAGAAUAUUAACUACCACGAAAUGUUUGACUACUGCACAGAAGUAAUUGAUAAAAUUGAUAGACAAGAACACCAAAAUAGAUUUCAUGAUAUUCUUGACAGGAUUUUAGAUAUUUUCAUUAUUCUUUGUGAAGAAAACGAUGAUUUCCUUGAUAAAUUAUUUUAUUGUGAUGAAUUUGUUCCAAUUACCUCGCAGAUUUAUAAGUGGCUUUCUAAGUUCUGGAAUGAAAAAUUUCCCCAAAAGCUUCAAGAAAACAAAUCUGAAGAAAAUAAAUGUGAAGAAAAUAAAUCUCAUGAAACUCUUCUGAACAAAGCAAGGAGAUCUUUGAGUAAACUCCAAGUCCUCUAUAUUUAUUUCUCAAUAAGCCAAGAUCGAGCUGAGAUUUUGCUAAAAGAUGGAAAUUAUUUAGAAACAAUUUCAAAUCUAUUUGUAUACAACAAAUCACUAAAAUGAAAGAAGAUAUGGUAUUAUUCUUGAGUCUCUGCAAUAAAUUUAUGAUCAACUACAAAAACUGCAAUUGAUAAAUAUAAAGACAUCUUGGAGUCAAUAGCAAUUGAUCUGAAAGGGGAUAAUAUUUCUAUAAUAAAUACAGACAGUCUCAACGUAAUCCUCUCAAUUUUGAAUCAAUACAAUAAAGAAGCUGAACUGAAGAAAGCAGUAGACUUUGUUGGAUCCAAGGUUAGCAACCUAAUGGAUAUUUGAAUCAAUUUUUACUCUGAACUGACUCAAAUUAGCGAAAAAUUUGAGGGCCCAAAAACAGAUGGAAUCUGAGAAGAACUUAUUCAUAUUACUUCAGAUAUCAUGUCCAUCUUUAUUGAGUACGAUAAGAAUAGUUAUAUUGAAGAAAUUAUUUCUGAAGAGGUUUUCGAGGGAAUUCUUAAAGCACUUAACAAAUGAAAAACAAAAGGAAAAGUGUUCUCAUUCCUUGCUUGAUUUACUGAAACAUACAGUUGGGAAUUGAGUCGAGAACAUAAUUCCAGUACAUUUCAAACCCAGCAGAAACAAGAUCCAAUAAAAUUGAUAGUUAUAAGCGGAAUCAUACAAGACAACUAUAAUUUGAUCUUUAAAUCCUCAUCUGAAUCUGAGAAGACGCAAUUCAUCAGGUUUCUUACUAAAAUUGUUGCUCAUACAAAUGAAUAUGGCACAAUAGAUCGAGAAUUAAUUAACACAGGAAUUUUCAACUCUUGUAUAGAAACUGAGAACAGUGAUCAGCAUUUCUGAAGAUCAGACGAUUUCAUUCCCUGCAUUUUUCAACACAUCAUACAUAUUACUGAAGAAGAUUGAAUUUCAAAGCUUCUCUUUUCAUCCUUAGAACUAUUGUACACACUACUUCAUUUUGGAGAAAGAAGAACCAACGAAAACUACCAAAACACUCUUGCCUUAAAUUUUCAAGAAAAAGGAGGAAUAGAUGCCUUAGAAAAUCUCCAAACUUACUGCAACAAAUCCAUUUUCACCGCAUGAGUAAAAAUAAUCGAUGACUUUUAUAACUUAAAAUAA
This is a messenger RNA of Moneuplotes crassus, 1868 nucleotides long. NCBI's taxonomy places the organism in Eukaryota, Ciliophora, Spirotrichea, Euplotida, Euplotidae. The record is from the annotation of a GenBank genome assembly.